ACAGAGUACUUUUUGUUACUUUGAUAUACGUCAAAAAUUAUAGGAAAAAAACCAAAAAAAAACACAGAAAAAAUAUAUUUUCACAACGCAAUAUUAAUAAAUUUAGCACACGGUGGGGAAUAUUUAUCGUAUUUAAGAGUUGUGUUAUAUAAUUGACCAUGUAUUCUCGGUCUGGGAGCACUGGUUCUAUUCACAACAUUCAUCAAACUCCUUCAUCAUCCAAUCACAACUCUGAUGAUGAAGAUGACAGUGGGGACAACAAGGCAUCGGCACUGAGCUUCAAGGAGAGGAGGAGAGAAGCUCAUACACAGGCUGAACAGAAAAGAAGAGAUGCCAUCAAGAAAGGGUAUGACUCUCUGCAGGAGUUGGUCCCCACUUGCCAACAAACAGACGCAUCUGGGUACAAGCCCAGCAAAGCUGCAGUUCUCCAAAAGUCCAUAGACUACAUCCAGUACCUCCUCCAACAAUGCAAGCGGCAAGAAGACGAGCGAAAUGCGCUGCGCAAAGACGUCGUCGCCCUCAGAAUAAUGCAGGCGAAUUAUGAACAGAUUGUGAAAGCGCAGCACUUGGUGCCCGGCCAGAACGAACAGAGGCUCACCGACCAGGACAAGUAUGAAGUUUUCCAGGGCAUAAUGGACAAACUGUUCGAAUCCUUCGAGUCAGUCCCCGUGAACAAUUUCGCCGAAUUCUCCGCUGGGGUCUUCAACUGGCUGGAGGAACACUGCAAGCCACAAUCACUGAGGACGAUGGUCCAUGGCGUAUUGAGGGAACAGAGCUAUACGCCUUGAGUGGGGUGGGGUCGUUGUUAUUUAGUGUUUAAGACGGGUGCCGUUCUUCAAUUGCUUUUUCGUAUGCUAAAUAAAUUCAUUCAAACUAAUCAUCACAACCCAUCACGUCCCCACUGCUGGGGCUUGGAGCUCCUUCCAAUGAAGGAAGGGGUCUAGGUCUAGUCCACCCCGUUGAUGGCCUAGUACGGGUUGGUGGACAAAGUAAUACCUAUAUACUAUUUUUAUUUAUAGGGUUUAUCAGUUGAAAACUAUGUAUAGUUGUAUACGUACUUAAGUAAUAAGUACCUACCUGUUUUGCUGGUCAUAAAAUCUGUCUUAAGAAAAGUGGUCAAAUUAUGUGAGCUGAACUGUAUGGUUCAUGACCUAUAUCAAAUUAAUGAAUAAUAUUUUAAGAUCAUGAACGGCGCCCAUAGUUAGUAAGUUAGUGUAAUAUUUACCUACAGGAAAUUGUUGUUUAAUUAAGAUUUUAUUCAAGUGUCAUCAUCAUCAUAUUAUUAUUAUUAUGUUAUGAAUACUGACUUUAAGAGGAUGCAUUACUAGUGCAACAGAAAAACUUACUAUUUUUAUCGGAAAUCGUUAAUGAACAUAAUAUUAUAUGUAUAUUUUAAGGUGACCUCUAUACGAUUAUGUAGGUCAGCUCUUUAAAAAAAACUACAAUACUAUCAUGUCUUCCUUAUACAUUUUAAAAGGGUUUCAUAACGGAGAAUCCGAUAAAAUUUUCGCCUGUAAUCAAACUUACUAUUUUACUAUCUGGGUUUCAUACUAUUUUGUUUAAAAGUGCCUUGUUUAAUUAUAGAUUCCGACACGUAAUGUGCCUUUCAUAGUGAUAGCAAAAUAUAUUUAUGUUUUAUGGUGUAAACUC
Plutella xylostella (diamondback moth) is the source of this 1650-nucleotide messenger RNA. RefSeq names its product helix-loop-helix-leucine zipper transcription factor bigmax (gene bigmax). Gene Ontology annotation, biological process: regulation of transcription by RNA polymerase II. The record is from RefSeq and is a predicted model, not a curated record. NCBI's taxonomy places the organism in Eukaryota, Metazoa, Arthropoda, Insecta, Lepidoptera, Plutellidae. Gene Ontology annotation, molecular function: RNA polymerase II cis-regulatory region sequence-specific DNA binding; protein dimerization activity; DNA-binding transcription factor activity, RNA polymerase II-specific. Gene Ontology annotation, cellular component: nucleus.